GAAGCGGAAGUGGCACCGAAGUUGAGCAAAGCAAAAUGGCGAGCCAAGAGGAGGCUGUGCGAGACUUUAUCAACGUUACCGGGGUCGACGAGGAAAGGGCCCGCUUUUUCUUAGAGUCCACCAGUUGGAACUUACAACUUGCUCUUGGUAAUUUCUUUGAGGAUGGCCCUGAGGAUGAUGACAUUGUGACUCUGCCUCAACCUGAAGUAGGAUCCUCCGUGUCCAGGUCCACCGGCCCGAGCUCUCAGCACAGAGUGACGUCCUUCAGAGACUUAAUGCACGAGGCUGAAGACGAAAGUGACGAGGAAGAAGGUCAAAGGUUCUUUGCGGGGGGAUCAGAGCGCAGUGGGCAGCAAAUUGUGGGGCCUCCCAAAAAGAAGAGUCCCAAUGACGUGGUGGAGGAUCUGUUUAAAGGGGCCAAGGAACACGGAGCCGUGCCUCUGGACCGCAGUGGAGGGGGCUCGGGUGAAUCCAGCAAAGCCAAAGCCUUUGAUGGAGGGGGAUACCGACUGGGAGCAGCCCCUGAGGAGGAGUCUGCAUAUGUUUCUAGCGGGAGACGCAAUGCCAACGCACAACAGGACGUUCACGUGGUGCUGAAGCUAUGGAAGUCAGGCUUCAGUCUGGAUGAAGGCGAGCUCAGAAACUACAGUGAUCCUGGAAAUGCUCACUUCCUUGAAGCCAUACGCAGAGGAGAGAUUCCCCUAGAGCUCAGGCAGCGUUCUCGGGGGGGUCAGGUGAACCUGGACAUGGAGGACCAUAGAGACGAGGACUUCAGCAAACCCAGAAUGGCCUUUAGAGCCUUUGGAGGAGAAGGACAGAAACUAGGAUGUGCCACCCCACACUUGGUGGCAGCUCCCGCCUCCCAGCAGGACCAGGCAGCCAACGAAGCCCAGGCCAACGCGGGCGUGAACUUGGACACCUCGCAGCCCGUCACUAGUAUUCAAAUACGACUGGCGGACGGCGGCAGACUGGUUCAGAAGUUCAACCAUACCCACAGGGUGUCCGACCUGCGGCAGUUCUUGGUGGCGGCGAGGCCCGCCAUGGCCGCCCGUGAGUUCGUCCUGAUGACCACUUUUCCCAGCAAGGAGCUGUCAGACGAGAGCGAGACGCUGCAGCAGGCCAACCUCCUCAACGCCGUCAUCGUGCAGCGGCUACAAUGAGGACGGACGCUAGAGACCACGCCCACCUAACCCCCCCGCCCCACCCCCUGUAACCUGCUGCCCCGCCUGAUGAGGAGUCAUGGACUUGUGUUUGGACUUCUUCAUUUCUGAUUUAUUAUGUAAAAUGCAAUGAAUUGCUCCUCUAUCACCAUCACUGCAGCAGUCUUGUAAUCUUCAUUUGGACCAUCAUCCUCAUAUUUCUCAUUUUGUCUACAGCACAAAAAGUCAUCAAUGCUCUAAAUUCUACGUCGUUUUCUGGAACAAUCUAACAGGUCCAACCUUCCAGAACCACAGUUGGUCCAUCUAAAGAUGGUUUUUAGAUUUCAAUCCUGGUUUCCUGUUUUCACUAGGAUGAUCCCAUCUUAGAUUUAUACAGGUUGUUGUUGAUGAUGAAUGGCGAACAAGAGCAUCUGCUUUGUAGCUGUGGAAGGCGGACAUCGUCUAUGCAUCCUGGGGCCUCAUGGGAUACGUUUGGACCUCCGAGGGAAUAAAUCAACUUUAUGGUCAAUGUAUAAA
Nerophis lumbriciformis (worm pipefish) is the source of this 1676-nucleotide messenger RNA. It is a transcript of the gene nsfl1c, whose product is annotated as NSFL1 (p97) cofactor (p47). Gene Ontology annotation, biological process: Golgi organization; proteasome-mediated ubiquitin-dependent protein catabolic process; nuclear membrane reassembly. Gene Ontology annotation, cellular component: cytosol; nucleus. The record is from RefSeq and is a predicted model, not a curated record. Gene Ontology annotation, molecular function: ubiquitin binding. Lineage: Eukaryota; Metazoa; Chordata; Actinopteri; Syngnathiformes; Syngnathidae.